This is a messenger RNA of Saccostrea cuccullata (small rock oyster), 986 nucleotides long. RefSeq names its product postacrosomal sheath WW domain-binding protein-like. Lineage: Eukaryota; Metazoa; Mollusca; Bivalvia; Ostreida; Ostreidae. The transcript is spliced from 5 exons. The record is from RefSeq and is a predicted model, not a curated record. The coding region runs from base 101 to 433 and encodes 110 amino acids.
GUCGGGGGAUUUAAAUCCCUUUGCGCAUUUAGACAUAAACAUCGGCCAUAUUAAGUUUAAAUUCCCUAGCACCGGCAAAGUAUUAAAUCGUGUUUAGAAGAUGUCAAACCCAGCAUAUCCACCACCUGGGGGCGCCCCUCCCCCAUAUGGUCACCCACAACAAGGAUAUGGUCAGCCCCAGCCCGGGUACGGACAGCCACAACCUGGAUACGGACAACCCCCAGGCGGUUAUGGGUAUCCCCAACCAGGGUAUGGGGCCCCAACCACUCAUCAACAGUCCAACGUUGUGGUAGUGCAAGGAGGGGGUGGCGGAGUGGUCGUGCAGGAACGUAAGAAAAGAUUCCACGAAGAAACCUGUCUAAAUCUGGUCAUAUGUUUACUGUUUUGGCCCUGGAUCUUCGUUUGGAUUGGUAUGUGUAUAUGCGACGCUUAGAAGAAGUACGUAUGCUGAUGAAAAGAGACUGGAACACACGCACAGAAAUUCACCAUCAAGAGAAUAAUUUGCUUGGAUUAAGAUAUUGCAAAUGCUUUGUAUGUAGACAACGAUUUCUGAUUUUCAGGAUCAACCAGUAAUUUCAGAGUUUAAUUUAUGUAUAAUCAUGCUUUCUGUUGCUUUCUUGUGAACUCUGGGGUCCUCUAUAGAUCCAGUGAGUUUCUAAAUGCAAUCUAGACUUGGUGGAUGCUCGUGUCAAUAUUAAAUACAAUUUUAAAAUUCUGAUAUAGAUCAGUUGUAUUCAAUUAUCAACGUUUAGUCAAAUUAACAGACAUUUAUCUUCAACGCAAUGUUUUUUAUGAUGUACAUAGAUUUCUUUUGCCUGUAUAUUUAUUUUGAUUCUAAGCUUAUAAGUUUGUUACAUAUACCAUAUAUCUCAAGUUUGCAUUCUUUACCGUCCAUUCAUUUAUUUUACAUGCAUGUAUAGGUAUUCAUUUUGGUGUCUUUCAAAUAAAUUUGUGAUCAAACCAUAAUAAAAAUAUUAUAAAUUUGA